UCGGCGCAAUUCAACUGACAUUAUUAAAAUGAAAUGGAGGGAGAAAGAAAGAGAAAAAGCGUUUUGAUCAGAGAGAGAGGUAUUUGAGAUCCUGAAGCAAGCAAAGCAUAUUCUAAAUUUGCAUCGCAAAACCCUAAUUCCAGAUCUACAUUUCUGUUCUGACACCUCACAAAUCUCGUCCCUUUUACGUCUACAGUUAUGAACGCACGUGUUUACUUUGAUUUCUUCCACAAAAGUUAAAUAGUUGAUUAAUUCCAGGCAAAAAUUUGGAGGAAAGGCAAGAUGAACAGCAUCUAACUAGUACAUACGAUGGCUGGCCCAGAGGAUCAAAAGAAAUCUGAAUGGAUAGAUAGAAUAAGAUCUGAAGGAGCCUUUCCCUUUCUUGAUCAAGAUAAGUGUUCAAAUGGUUGGGCUUCACCACCUGGAGAUGUAUUCAUGGUUAGAGGCCCUGAGUAUUUUACCACAAAGGUUAAGAUUCCAGGAAGUGACUAUCUGCUCAAGCCUCUUGGAUUUGAUUGGAUAACAAGUUCAAUGAAAAUUGGUGAGAUAUUGAAGCAUCCAAAUAGCAGAGUUCGGAAGGUCAUCGAGAACGAGUUUCCAGAUGGUGAUAGGCCUUUUGUGUGGGCAUUCAAUCUUCAACUUCCAACCAAAGAUAACUAUAGUGCUGUGGCUUAUUUUACAAACAAAGAACCUAUUGUUGAGGGCUCACUUAUGGAUAGAUUCUUGAAAGGUGGUGAUGCUUUUAGAAACUCAAGACUUAAGAUGAUUGCCAAUAUUGUUAACGGUCCUUGGAUUGUGAGAAAAGCUGUUGGGGAGCAAGCAAUAUGCAUAAUUGGGCGUGCACUUUCAUGUAAAUACAGUGUGACAGAAAAUUUCAUAGAAGUAGAUAUUGAUAUUGGAUCUUCUAUGGUUGCAUCUGCAAUAGUUCAUUUGGCGUUUGGUUAUGUGACAACUUUGACUGUUGACCUGGCUUUUCUUAUUGAGGGACAAUCUGAAUCAGAGCUUCCAGAAAAACUCUUGGGUGCAUUCAGAUUUUCUAAUCUUGAUCCUGCUUCUGCUAGAUCAAUUGAGCCAUCAUAUGUUGCCAGCACCAGUAGCUUACAAAAAUCUUUGCCAACCAGAUUGUGGAAUUCAAUUGGGAACAUUCUUCAUUCAGGUUCUCAAGAAGAUGGCUCUACUUCAAGCUCACGAAAUUCUAAAUAAAAUUGUAUAGAUGUUUUGGGUCCAAACGUACAUAUGCAGUUUUAUAACUCAAAUCCAAACAAGAGUCAUAUUUACAAAAUUAUGUUUCAAUCCAUUUCAACUAUAUGUGAAAGUAAAAAUUUAGUUUGCAAAUAUUCCCAAGUGAAGACCAAACAAGAGCUUUAUUCAGGUUUCGGUGUGCAAAUGUAAGUUGAAGGGUUUAUGAUGGCAAUCCAAACACAUACAUGAGAGAGGAAAGAAAUGAAACCUAUUCAGUUUUUAGUUCACUUAAUAGUUAGCUUGUAUUUUAAUCAAAUAUAUUAUGAUAUUUAGCUGCAGGCUUGUAAACACAAACAAUUACUAGCAUUUUGUCUUUCUUAGUUCUUACUAGUUACUACCUUCUCUUGAGUCUUGACUUGAUUACUGCA
Messenger RNA from Cicer arietinum (chickpea), 1610 nucleotides. RefSeq names its product protein ENHANCED DISEASE RESISTANCE 2-like. NCBI's taxonomy places the organism in Eukaryota, Viridiplantae, Streptophyta, Magnoliopsida, Fabales, Fabaceae. The record is from RefSeq and is a predicted model, not a curated record.